ACAUCAUAUCAUCAAUCGUGUGUGUACAUCACACCAUCAAUAGUGCACGUACACCACACCAUUAAUCAUCUGUGCACUCCCACCAUCAAUCAUGUAUGUGCAUCACAACAUCAAUCAUGUAUGGAUAUCACAACAUCAAUCAUGUAUGGACAUUACAUCAUCAUUAUGAACAUCUUACCCUCAAUCAUGUAUGGCCAUCAAAACAUCAAUCAUGUAUGGACAUCACAUCAUGAUGUAUGGCCAUCUUACCCUCAAUCAUGUAUUGGACAUCACACGAUCAAUCAUGUUUGUACAUCACAUCAUCAAUCAUGA
Molecule: messenger RNA, 312 nt
Organism: Lottia gigantea (owl limpet)
Lineage: Eukaryota; Metazoa; Mollusca; Gastropoda; Lottiidae
Exons: 1
Source: RefSeq, a predicted model, not a curated record